GAACGCGCGCAGCGGGGAGCCGAUGCUGAAAAAACAGCAGCAAGCAGCAGUGGUGAAAAUUUAUUUUCUUCAAGACGACGACGACAGACACAGAAGUGCAAGUGAAUCCGAGCGCGACGCGUUGAGUGCUUGCUGUCUGGUUUUUCGCUUACUUUCGGUGGAAAAUGCAUCCGUUCCGGUCCGCGGUGGUCCGUUUCGCGUAGCCAGUGAUGUAACAGAUUCGGGGUGGGCGCCCAAAAGUGGAGUUUUGUGCGAUUUUUCCUGUGAAAUUGAUGAAAGCAGCCGCCCACCAUUAUUGAAGUGAAGUGAAGUUAAAAGGGAGGAGGUGGCGGAACGCUGCCUGGAUUGAAUUUGCGUGAAUGGGACGAAACCCGAUUCGGGGAAGCAGGAAGCAGUCAGUGAAUGGAUGAAAAGCUCGCGAUAAAAAUUGGGUGUGUUAGUGAAAAAGGUGAAGUUCCUAUUCUUAAGAAACCCAUUCGCUACCAGCCCUGUAGUGACAAUCGUUGCCACAGCUCUAUGCAGAUUCGGAUUGUGGCCCUUUGGGGUCUUCUGGUGAGCUCCGGGGAAGAAGCUCCGCAGUGAAUGUUUGAAGAUGAUGAUAGAUGUGAGAGAGAAUUGUGCAAAAGUUUAGCCUCAGCCAUCAAAAUCACGAAAGGAGAAGACAUGAACAACAUGCAAUUGUAUGCAGCGCAGUAAAAGUAAAGGCCUACCUACAGCUACAACGCCCCGGAGGAAUGAUGAUGAUUACUCAUGGGUUCGAUGCGGAAGAAGCCAGUGCAAUACCUUGGGAUCACGACGUUUUGUGCCAUUAUGUGGUGAUGCUGAGAAGAGAGACUGCUGCUUCCGUUUGAGACUGCAUCUAAGCGUUAUUGAAGAUUGCAAGGUGGCAAAAAAAAACCGAACACUCCUACGCGACACACACCGAUCAAUCUAGCACAUUGCCAAAAAAGGACUUGCCAUCUCCGGUUCGAGACUUCAGACGGCAACGCGAACGCCGUCUCGAAACAGAUCGAUUGGCGCAAAAACCGCGACUUCAACCAGCGGCAAGAAUAGUGGCAAACUAGUGCGCGGUGUAGUAUCUUCGUGUUCGUAUACGCAGUCGGUGACGAGACUGACGGACGAUCCCUAAUCGACGAGAACCCGAAACCUGGAGGUUGUACUUGUGAAGACCUACGACUUUCGACGAUUGGAUGCGACAAAGCGGUGAGAGAGUUGGGUAACAUUUUGCAGUCACUGAGUUGCACUCCGAAGCGGAGUUAGUACAAGUGUGUGAACGAUCGUAACUUUCUGGUGCAAUUCUGCGGUGGACGAAUAGCGGAGGAAAAGAGAAACGAUGGAAGCGCAAUGUUAGUCCACAACGUGGUUCAGGAGGAAAGCAGUAUCGCGAUGACUAAGCGAUUGGACGCAAACGCGCAUUAAUAAAUGGAUCGAGUUUGGAGAAUCAAUUAAGACGUACAACAACGCUAAUAAAAAUAGUGGAGCAUUAACGCCUCGAUGGCCUCGUCGAUGAAUGGGAAAAUAGCCAACGGUAAAAUGUCGAACGGUGAUGACAUCUACGAAAACCUACCGUGUCGGGAGCUGCGCAACGGAACAGGUGAAGAGGAUGAGGAGGAAGGUGGCAGUGCGACUGCCAGUGGAGGAGUAGACGAUGAGUGCGCCUCAGGCAGGGGACAUCACCAGCAGCACGAAAAUAACAACAAAAUACAGAACAAUUUGGCCAUGAACAGCAAAGACAGUCUGUACGCGACACCACUGAAGAAAUCCGAUCGUCCAAAACCGCCGCAGGGGGCAACCCCAAAAGCACCGCUCCAAUCGGCGGCUGGUGACCAUCGUCGCUCGACGCGUGCCGUCGACGAUAAUUUAAACAAUAGCUGUCCGGAUAGGGACGUGAAGAUAAUUAACGCCGAACUGGAGGACAGGCGAAUACGGGACUUCCUAAAAGACACCUCCCAAAUGCACAAAAAGAUCGAACUGCACAAAGAAUACCAAGGCUCGAACUUUUCCUACCUGGCGCGGAAAGAGCAUUUCGCGAAUUUGGUUCAGCAAAACGUUUUGAACGAUUCAAUGAAUGGCGGCCCUCAAUCGAAUGAAGACCAAAUCGAUCACUCCCUUCUCGGUUACAAAACCCUAGCCAACGAAGAGGAGGACAAGAAUUUGGAUGUAGAUAUAAAUGAGUCGCUGGAUGAGCUCGAGGCUCGAUGCAAUGAAAAGCUAGAAAUGCUCACCAAUUUACACAGGAAUCGUUCUGCUGAGAGAAGUCAAGAAGACAACGAGCAACUUGACCUAGAACCUGCGCCUUUGAAUCCUCCUCUAAGUCAGAAACCUCCUUCUGGCAACAACCAGCUUCUCAACGGCCGUGGAUCCCACCAGGAAAGCAGUAAUCGAUCCGCAAAGGUCUACGAUCCGUCUCUCAGUUCGGAAAUCAAUGCCUAUUUGAACCGCGAAUGGGUUCUCAAAAAGAUUGCCAUGUGCUUGGAGCAACGAGCAUCCAAGAAACCGGUUCCAGUACCGCCUGGCGUGGAACCUGCCGAAUGUGUGCCAUCUUCUACAUCGGGAUUUUUCCCGCGAGCUCAACCAGUACAACCGUCAAGUCGCGGGGCCGAUCUCCCUUCCCUCGGGUACUUAGUCUUGGGAUCCAAUGGAUCCGGCAAAACAUCGAUCUGCAACGACAUCAUCGACGGAACUUCCGGCACCAAAGGUAUGCUCAACCGACGCCUCCUGGCGUGUUACUUUGUAAAUUCUCAGAACCCCGAGUGUCACAGUCUGAGCAUGUUCAUCCGUAGUAUUAUCCUACAAAUCCUGAGCCACUCGAGCUUUAUCUGCACAGCCACAGCCAACCUAAACGCUGCUCCUAAUUCAAACGAUCUCACGUGUAACGAUGUUGAACCUCAAUCGAAAAUUAGCAGUAAUGAAGCUCUGCCGGAGGCAGACCAAAAACCUCCGGAAGCCGCCGAAGCCAAAGCUGACGAGAAGGAAAAUGUCGAAUACGACGAAGAACUGGAGGAAAUGAUCCUGUCGGAAAUCAAAAUCAACGAGCGGGUCGCCGAGUUCUGUUCCAAGAAGAAAAUAUGUCGCCAACAGUCCGAACCGGUGGAAAGUCUUAGCCGAGACAAGGAAAUGCCCAACUACCCGUACACUACUCAUCCUCCCCUGCAAAAAACACAAACCGUCGAUGAAUCGAUUACGAAGAAAGACAAAACGAUGAGUCCCGGUCGAUCAAAAGUGUCCAAAAUCCCCGUGGCGAUCGGAAGCAGCAUACGCUCACCAACCAAAAUCACCCCAAGCAAAGAACCCCCUAAAUCCGAAGCGGACUCCGAGGAAAUCAUGGACGGUGGUGGCGAAGGCAUUGCCGAUCUGUCCGAUAUCAAACUGGACGAGGAAAUCAACGAGGAGGUCCCCACGGAGAUCAAAAAUCUCGAACCGGAAAAACCUCAGCCUUCGGCCCCGGCGGAAGAAUCAUCGUCCCCAGUAGAACCCGCCAACAUUCCGCCACCGUUACCAAAGUCGAAAAACUGCCGGCAAGUCAUUGCCGACGGGUACUACGAAAUGCUGCUAAGCAAUCCGGACAUCUUUGAGUCCAUAACCGUCGACAGCAUCGAGAAGAACCCGGAUGAUUGUUUCAAGAAAGCAAUACUGUUUCCCCUGUUGGAACUCUGCCCGCCCAAGAAUGCCUUGCUGCUGCUGAUCGAUUCUAUCGACGAGAACUAUAUCCAGGAUGGGAACCUCAUCUCUACUCUCAAAGGCAAACAGGUCACCAAGAGUCGGAACAUUGCCGAGCUGCUCUCCAACCACAUACACCUGAUGCCUAAGUGGCUGUUCAUGGUCUGCACUGCGAAGAAGCAGAACAAAAACAUUACCAAAUUGUUCACCGGGUUCAAGCGACUCACGCUAGACGACCUGCGCAAGAGCCACGUGGUCAAAGACGUCCAGCAGUACAUCAUCAAUAGACUGAAUACGGAUUUCCGUGGCAUCAAUCUUACCAAAGAUAUUAUUGAAAGUCUGAAUCAGCUCUACAUCAAAUCCAACGGGUGUCUCCUAUACCUGUACAAAGUCCUAACCGGAAUCAAGGAGAACUUCUUCACCUUCCGGGAGAUAAAGCUUAUCCCGUGCACUCUGAAUGGGCUCUACCUGUACAUUUGCCAAAAGUCAUUCAACAAGAAGCAGUAUAACAAAAUCCGACCCAUCCUGAACAUCCUCCUAGUGUGCAACAACUACGUCGACAAGUACUUCCUCUUCAACUGUUUGCGCACCCACAACUACUCCCUCGAAAUGGAAGAGUUCGAAAAACGCCUUGAUCUCAUGCGGAACAUCGUCGAGUACAGUCCUCGCAAUCCCUACGCGUUGAAAAUCUUCCACAACUCGUUCUGCGAUUGGCUUAUCGACGUCAAGUUCUCCACCAAGAAGUUUCUCUGCGAUCUGAACGAGGGCCACGUCAUGGUCUCCAUGUACUACACCAUGGUUGCCGACCAGCUCUGUCCGAACAAGCUUCGCCUCUAUCUGUACCACCUCAUAAAAACCGGCGAGUAUCUCACCAACAAGAACAUCGACCUCGAUCUGCUCCUCAUUCUGCUGGAAACCAAAUCCAACCUGAGCGAUUGCUUCUACACUAAUCUGCUCAACUGUUGCGCCCUGUGCGAGGAUGAGUGCAAAAACGACGUCAAUCUGGCGGCCAAGACGCGCCAGAUGCUCGAGCGCUACCUGAACGCCGAGCUCAACGAGGAAUUCAUCGGGUUCCUGAACGAUUUCUUCAAACCGAAUCUCCCGACUGACUGCAAAGUGCUCAAGCUGCUCAUCGAGACGGGCAUCAACAAUGCGGAUACGGUGCUGUCGUGCGAAUCGUCGGCCAUCAAUUCUCCGGUGUUGUCCGACCGGUCGCAGAACAUCGAUUCCGAACUGGCCGAGCUGCUGAUCUCGAGCGAGAAGAGCUGCCAACAGGAGUUGCAGAAGUCGAUCAACUUGAAUCUGCAGCCGUGCAUGGGUGGGGAUCAACUGAGCUUGGUAGCUGCUGGUGGUUCCGGGGGAUUUGGGGUGGAUAGGUACGACGGUGGACAUCAUGAGAUGGUGGAAAGAUGCGAGAGCGGAGUGGGAGGGGGUGAUGGAAGUGGCAUCGGGGACUCCAAGUCCGACAUUCAAAACGAUCGGGUGCAGUAUGAUAUGUUCGAUGCGGAGCUGCACAAGGGCAAGGCGUUGAUUCACAUAUUGGCCAACGAAGGAAACCAUACGCUGCUAGAGCGGGCGUUAAAUGCCUGCAAGGACCCGAUUGACCUGGAAAUCGAAGAUCUCAACGGCCAAACGGCGCUCAACAUUGCCGCACGCAACGGGCACAUCGAAAUCGUCCGGCUCCUACUGUACUACAAGCAGCCCCUCAACGACGGUACCGGUCGAUUCCGGAAGAUUGACGUGAAUCACGCGGAUCGGGACGGCUGGACACCGUUGCGAUCGGCUUCCUGGGGAGGGCAUACGGAUGUGGUGAAGCUACUGAUCGAGAGUGGUGCCUGUGCAAUAGACCGUGCCGAUAAGGAAGGCCGAACGGCUCUGCGGGCUGCGGCCUGGAGUGGAAACGAGGACAUCGUCAAGAUACUGAUCGAGGCCGGAGCGAACGUGAACUCGAUCGAUAAGCAGGGUCGGACGUCGCUUAUUGCAGCUUCCUACAUGGGGCAUUACGAUAUCGUGGAGAUCCUGUUGGAGAAUGGAGCCGAUGUAAACCAUACGGAUUUGGACGGAAGAAACGCGUUGUGCGUUGCGGCCUUGUGCGGAAGUUCCGGAUAUAGUAAAGUGAUCUCAACUCUGUUGGAGUAUGGCGCAAACACCGAUCAAACGGAUAAUGAAGGAAUGUCCCCGCUUCUGGUAAGUUCAUUCGAAGGCAAUUCGGAAAUUUGUGAAUUACUGCUGGAAAACGGUGCGGAUCCCGAUAUGGCUGAUCAUAUGGGUAGGACUCCCCUUUGGGCAGCCUGUACUUCAGGUCACGCUAACGUCGUGAAGCUGCUGCUGUUUUGGGGAUGUGGAAUCGAUUGUAUGGAUUCAGAGGGUCGAACAGUUCUGAGCGUAGCAGCUGCUCAGGGUAAUUUGGAAACUGUGAGGCAGCUUCUGGAUCGAGGCUUGGAUGAAACGCACCGAGAUAACGCAGGAUGGACACCUCUGCAUUACGCGGCUUUCGAAGGAUAUGCCGACAUUUGCAUUCAACUGCUGGAAUCCGGUGCCAAGAUUGAUGAAUGUGAUAAUGAAGGCAAAGCUGCUCUGCACUUGGCGGCCCAAGAAGGGCACAACGCUGUGCUGGAAGCAAUUUUGAACGUCCAUCGGCCUUGCAUUGAUCAACGAGCUCACGAUGGUAAGACAGCUUUCCGGUUGGCCUGUUUAGAAGGACACUUUGAGUGCGUUCAAACGCUACUUAAGUUUGGCUGCGAUGUGAAUUCAAAGGAUGCCGAUUCCCGUACAACGUUGUAUAUUCUGGCUCUGGAGAAUAAGCUCAAGGUGGUGAAGUUCCUGCUGGAAUACUCGAACGUUGACGUCAACAUUCCGGACAGCGAAGGUCGAACGGCACUACAUGUAGCAUCCUGGCAGGGUCACGCCGAAAUGGUGAAACUGCUGAUCACGUUAGGAAACGCCGACGUCAACGCCAUGGAUCUCGAGUCGCGGACUCCGCUGCAUUCGUGCGCCUGGCAGGGCAAUCACGAGGUGAUGCAGCUGCUGCUGUAUUACGGUGCCAUUCCGGAUCAUGCCUGCAAGCAGGGUGCCACGGCACUGGGCAUCUCCGCCCAGGAAGGACACGAAAAGUGCGUUACCUAUUUGCUCAAAUACGGCGCAAACCCGUAUAAAUCCGAUCACUGUGGUCGAACGCCAAUAAAAUUGGCCGCGAAAUCCAACCGAAACAACGUUCUCCGAAUAUUGGAGAAUUUCACCAAAAACGACCUGGACGGCGGUAAAAUGGCAGCCCACCAGAGCCUGAACUUCAAAUCCCCGGACGAGCUACCGCUGUCAUCCUCGAUACACAACCCGUCGCCUUCGGGCCCCUUUCCGAAUCCGAAUUUGCUGAUGCCCAGCAACAGUAUCGGCGGCAGCAGCAGCAACAACAAUAACAAUAACAACAACUCCCCGUCGCUGAAUGCAACGACGAGCUCAACGCAGAACAGUAACUUCUACGAAAAUACGAUGCAAUCGGACAACAGUAGCCUGCAGAAGCGGAAAAGUGUCAUCUCUAGUCAAUCCACUGGUAGUAGCAAUGAGCAAGCCCCAAUGUCUUUCACGCAACAGCUGCAGAAGCACUCCCGACAUCACAACUCUAAGUCGCACCACAUUGUCCAGCAGCAGCAUCAACCGCACCAGCAGCAGGUCUCCGGUGCGGGCAACAGCGGCACUAACAACAAGUUCGGAGGCAAAAAACAUUCCCAAAUGCUGCCAAACGUGGAGGAGUACCAGACAAAUAUCGCUUCAAACAUUCGAAUGAACCACCCGAACGACGCGGACCUCUUUGAUCUGGGCUGUAUGUCUCCGCUGUACGCGACUCCACCGCACUCGCCAAGCAGCGACGUGAGCUCACCUGGCCAGAAUCAACCGCCCUCGUCGCUGGCCCUGCUCGGCAAACAGUUCGAAGAGAUGAACAUCAGUCUGUCGAACAAUAGCACCAUUAUGCACCCGCCGGAUAACCACUUUGCGCGGGACACCCACAUGCGCAUCAUCCUGGGGAACAACCAGAAGGAGCAACAGCAGGGAGGAAAAUCCUCGAAGCGCAGUGGCAUCGCAACGAAUCCGGCCAUGCGGCUGAUUCGCAACCGGAUCGACUCGGCUGCCCAGCUGAUCCGGAGGACGAACAACAUGCUGUCGAGUGGCGGCAGCAACCAGGGUUCGUCCAGCAUAGGAGUCAAAUCCGGCACGUUCCAGUGGCGCAAGGAGAGUCAAAUGUAGAUCUUUCCAGGAACAACAGGGGUUUUCGAAUCUUAAGUCGUGAAAAGCACUCAAAUACCGAGAAGAAGAUGAGCACUUGAAACAGUGUUGCACAUAGAAGAAAGUAUUAAUCGAACAAAUUUUCCAAAAAAACAAAGAGACUGUACAGUACUGAAACAUACAAAAAAGCAGAAAAUGGCGCCUACAGAAUCUACCCAAUUUUAUGGACAAUUGUGGAUUGCGAUGUGUCGUGGGUACUGACCUUUCGAUUGCGGAAGUGGUUGAAAUUCUGUAACGAGCGAGACCUGUUGGGUAAGCAUUUAUUUUUUCUGGCUAUAGAAUUUAGAAAGUUUGGAAACUUAAUCCACUUGAAACUGAGUACGUAUAUAGACUACUUUAGGCAACACACAAUAGAAAGAUCAAAAAACGAAAGGGAACGACUGUUAGAGAUCGUGAACAGAGGAUGCACCAAUAUGUUGUGAAGCGCACUUUUACUCGGUAUUUAGGACAAAAGAGUAUACCAAACAGAAACAGCAGCUAGGUUCGAAAUGUAUUCAUUGAUAAUACUCGGUCGGUUAGUGGUAAAGAAAGGCUAGAAAUAACGACACUUGUUACACAUAGUACAGCAACAGAUGUACAGUAGAUGGCGCAGUUUUAGGUUUGUCGUUCACAAUUUCAUAUGUUUUUCAAGUCAGUGCCAUUUCUUUUCGGAUUUAUAUGUUUUGUUGAGUUUUCAAUUGUGAUUAUCCAGCACUAGAAAAGUACGUGUGUCCAUAAUUUGUUAUUUAUUACCAUACAAAUACAACAGACUAAAUUUUAUUUCAAAAUGGCGCCACUAUUCGAUAAACGCGGACUUCUAGAAGAAG
Aedes aegypti (yellow fever mosquito) is the source of this 8747-nucleotide messenger RNA. RefSeq lists its product as uncharacterized. Gene Ontology annotation, molecular function: protein binding. NCBI's taxonomy places the organism in Eukaryota, Metazoa, Arthropoda, Insecta, Diptera, Culicidae. The transcript has 9 exons. The record is from RefSeq and is a predicted model, not a curated record. The coding region runs from base 1495 to 7902 and encodes 2135 amino acids.